This is a messenger RNA of Anthonomus grandis grandis, 1155 nucleotides long. RefSeq lists its product as uncharacterized. The transcript is spliced from 3 exons. Lineage: Eukaryota; Metazoa; Arthropoda; Insecta; Coleoptera; Curculionidae. Gene Ontology annotation, biological process: negative regulation of G2/M transition of mitotic cell cycle. The coding region runs from base 257 to 943 and encodes 228 amino acids. The record is from RefSeq and is a predicted model, not a curated record.
UUUAGCGCUACCUAACCUAAAAAAAAUGAGAUAAUAACAAUAAUAAUAUCACUGAGCAGGAAUUCAACUCUUGCAAUAUCUGUUUUUAAACUGUGAUAUCAAUUUGGUAGUAUUCUCAGUGUUAUCAUAUAUUAGGCUUUUGUUUUAAACGUAUUCAACUUUUGUUGGGCAGCAACUUCUUUUUUAAUGCCCUAUACCAGCAACUAGUGGACCUAAUCCAGUAAUCCAUUUAUUUGAUUGACCUUCAGUAGUAAAAAUGGAGAAAGAUAAAAGCAGAGGUCUCAAGCACAUAAAGGACAAGAGAAAAUACAAAGGCAACUCUGUAAAAAACCCUAAGUAUGUACCAACAAAAACUCAACCUAACUUAGGAUCUAACUGGGAGAGAUAUGAACAUUCCGAUGAAGACGAGAAGGGUUUAACUAAUAGUACCGACUUCAAGCUGUUGUCUAAUGUCCCUAUAACCACAGGAAGUCAUUUUCAAUUUAGGCAUGAUCAACUUUACGAAGGUCGUGAUGAAAAUGACUUGUUUUCCUUAAAUUUGCAAGCGCUUCAUAGGAGUAUGUCGACUAUACCAUUUUAUGAACGAGUUGGCAUUCCCAAAGAGUAUUUUCCCGAAGAAGAAAUAAUAAAAAUGGAAAAAAAUGCCCAGACGGCAUUAAAAUCUUAUGAACAAUUUCUUAAGCAUAAUAAAGAUCUUGCUACCGAGCUUUCAGAAAAGUAUAAAAAAAUAUUGCUGAGUAAAUCGUCAGAUGAUGAGCCAGACCUUGUCUCUGACGAUAUUAGCAAACACGACUCUAAUGUUCAGGGAAGCAACGCAUUAUUAGAAAUGAUUGACGAUAAUUAUGAGGCAACCACUGACUCCAAACUUGAACCGUCUGUAACGAAGAAUUCAGAAGAAGAAGAUUUAGAAGAUUGGCUUGAGGAUAUUUUAGAUAAGGAGUAGCACCUUGAUAAAGACAAAAAAUAAACAACGUCGAAACGUCGGCCAAUUAAAAACUGGAGGUUUGAUUUGUUGUCCUUAAUCCCGCUAUUUAUAUUUAAUAAUACAUUCUGAAUCGUCCUAGAAUUUGGUUUGUUUUCGUACCUAUUGGGAGUUGUAAAUAAAUAAAUAGGAUUUAGUGAAAACAACGCAUAGGUGAACUACACUUCGAAAUU